AGAGAGAGAGAGAGAGAGAGAGAAAGAGAAAGAGUAAAACUCACUGGACAGGAACUUGGGGGAGAGAAUCUGAUAAACUUUUGAGAAAGCAGCUGCUUUUAUGUGGAAAAGGAAACAGUAGGGUCAGGUUGGGCUCUCUGGGGUUUUCCUACUUGCAGAAAUCUCUUCCACCAAGAGAUUGAACAGUGGAGAUCAUGAACAACUUGACCGCAGCUCCACCAUCAAAAGAUUCAUCAAAGCCCACAUGGGUCCUUCCCUACCAGACCCCAAACCUCGGGGAGCUCUACACGCUAGGCCGGAAGCUCGGGCAGGGCCAGUUCGGCACGACAUUCCUCUGCACGGACAAGUCAACAGGCCACAACUACGCCUGCAAGUCAAUCCCAAAGCGGAAGCUCCUCUACCCGGAGGACUACGACGACGUUUUGAGGGAGAUUCAGAUAAUGCACCACUUGUCUGAGCACCCACACGUGGUGAGGAUCCGUGGCACGUUUGAGGACUCUGUGGCUGUGCACUUGGUGAUGGAGCUGUGCGAGGGUGGGGAGCUCUUCGACAGGAUAGUGAAGAAGGGUCAUUACAGUGAGAGAGAGGCUGCCAAGUUGUUGAAGACCAUUCUUGGGGUUGUGGAGGCUUGUCAUUCUCUUGGGGUUAUGCAUAGAGACCUUAAGCCUGAGAACUUCUUGUUUAGUAGCGUGGAGGAGGAUGCUGCUCUUAAAACCACUGAUUUUGGGCUCUCUGUCUUCUACAAGCCAGGUCAAACCUUCUGUGAUGUUGUUGGGAGUCCAUACUAUGUUGCACCAGAGGUGCUGUGUAAGAAUUAUGGACCUGAAGCGGAUGUAUGGAGUGCCGGAAUUAUAUUAUACAUCUUGUUAAGCGGGGUGCCACCUUUUUGGGCUGAAUCUGAAAAGGGGAUCUUCCGAGAGAUUUUACAAGGUAAACUGGAUUUUCAGUCUGAACCAUGGCCUGGCAUCUCCGAAAGUGCCAAGGAUCUCAUCCGAAAAAUGCUUGAUCGGAAUCCAAAGAAAAGGCUAACAGCUCAUGAAGUCCUUUGCCACCCGUGGAUUGUAGAUGACAUUGCUCCGGAUAAACCUCUUGAUUCUGCAGUGCUGUCACGCCUAAAGCAGUUCUCUGCAAUGAACAAACUUAAGAAGAUGGCAUUGCGUGUCAUAGCUGAGAGGCUUUCUGAAGAAGAAAUCGGUGGUUUGAAAGAGUUGUUCAAAAUGAUAGACACAGACAACAGUGGAACAAUAACAUAUGAUGAACUAAAAGACGGAUUAAAGAGAGUGGGCUCUGAACUUAUGGAGUCUGAGAUCAAGGAUCUUAUGGAUGCAGCAGAUAUUGACAACAGUGGAACAAUCGACUAUGGUGAAUUUCUUGCUGCCACUUUGCACUUGAAUAAGCUGGAGAGAGAAGAGAAUCUAAUGUCAGCCUUCUCCUUUUUCGACAAGGAUGGUAGUGGCUACAUAACCAUUGAUGAACUUCAACAAGCCUGCAAAGAGUUUGGUUUAAGCGAGGUCCACCUAGAUGAUAUGAUUAAAGAAAUUGAUCAAGAUAAUGAUGGACAAAUAGAUUUUGGGGAAUUUGCAGCAAUGAUGAGGAAGGGCAAUGGAGGAAUAGGAAGGAGAACCAUGAGAAGCAAAUUAAACUUGGGAGAUGCCCUUGGACUGACCGGCAAUGUGUCCAAUGAACUGAGGUCACCUCAUCUCUCUUCCAUUGUGCGGCAUUUUGGGAAGGAGAAGUAUAUGCCACACCACAUUAUCUUAUUCCCAAGUAUUCAUUUUUUAUAUACGUAGUAGAGGCCAAAUUUAAUGGCUAUAAACCUAUAACUCUUGGAUUGAAAGGACUUUUUAAUAUGUAUAUUAAAGUCUUUGCUUUAUUGAUGUUGAA
Messenger RNA from Corylus avellana, 1884 nucleotides. RefSeq names its product calcium-dependent protein kinase SK5. Gene Ontology annotation, molecular function: calcium ion binding; ATP binding; protein kinase activity. The record is from RefSeq and is a predicted model, not a curated record. Gene Ontology annotation, biological process: protein phosphorylation. Lineage: Eukaryota; Viridiplantae; Streptophyta; Magnoliopsida; Fagales; Betulaceae.